Molecule: messenger RNA, 636 nt
Organism: Protopterus annectens (West African lungfish)
Lineage: Eukaryota; Metazoa; Chordata; Ceratodontiformes; Protopteridae
Product: olfactory receptor 52N2-like
Exons: 1
Coding region: 1-636 (211 amino acids)
Biological process (GO): G protein-coupled receptor signaling pathway
Cellular component (GO): membrane
Molecular function (GO): olfactory receptor activity; G protein-coupled receptor activity
Source: RefSeq, a predicted model, not a curated record
AUGGAAUCAGCAGUGUUAGUUCUAAUGGCUUAUGAUCGUUAUGUUGCUGUAUGCAAGCCUCUAAGAUAUUCAUCAAUAGUAACAAACACCUUUAUAAUAAAAGCAAUAUUAUUCUUUACUUUAAGAAGUGUAUUUAUAGUAUUGCCUAUGCCUGUACUUGCCAGGAUGCAGCUAUACUGCAAUGCAAAGGCUAUUUACAGUGUUUACUGUGAGUAUAUUGGUGUGAUCAGUGUAGCAUGCUCCCAGACAGUCAUAAGUGAUAAUUAUCUUUACAUUAUCUUUCUUCUGAUAGGAGUGCCUGAUGCAGCACUGAUUGGAAUUUCAUAUUGUAUGAUUGUUAGAGCAGCACUAAAAUUGGGAACAAGACAAGCUUAUCAGAAGGCAUUUAGCACCUGCAGCUCUCAUAUUUUUGUGAUUGUCUUAUAUUAUCUGUCAGCAGGGCUUUCACUACUGGUAUCUGUUUUUGAAAAAAUUGUUCCUGCAUACAUAAGCAUCAUCUUCACAGUUUUAUGCUUUACUAUACCACCAACAUUAAACCCCAUGAUAUAUGGUAUCAAAACUAAAGAGAUAUGGCGAGCCAUACUUAAGUAUUUAGAAAAAGUUAGACUUACUUUAACAGAAAGUAGCCGUCCAUGA